Messenger RNA from Metopolophium dirhodum (rose-grain aphid), 684 nucleotides. RefSeq lists its product as uncharacterized. The record is from RefSeq and is a predicted model, not a curated record. The transcript has a single exon. NCBI's taxonomy places the organism in Eukaryota, Metazoa, Arthropoda, Insecta, Hemiptera, Aphididae. Bases 1 to 684 code for a protein of 227 amino acids.
AUGAAGGCUUCAUGCAUGCCAGAAUUAACAAAAAAAGAUUGGAUAGAAGUUGCGGAAAUUUACAAAAAAAAAGCUAAUUUCCCCCAUUGCCUCGGAGUUAUUGAUGGGAAACAUAUACGGAUUAGAAAACCCAGCAAUACGGGAUCGGAAUAUUUUAAUUAUAAAAACUAUUUUUAUAUUGUACUAAUGGCUGUUGUCGACGCCAAUUAUAAAUUUUUAGUUGUCGAUAUUGGUGCAUACGGAAAAGGCUCAGAUUCACAGCCUGUUUUUCCAUAUGUGUUUUUAGCCGACGAAGCUUUUCCUUUAUCUAACCGAAUAAUGAGACCAUAUGGUGGUAAUAAUUUAUCUGUAAAUCAACGAAUUUAUAAUUACCGGUUAAGUAGGGGCAGACGAUUUGUAGAAUGUGCAUUUGGUAUAUUAGCCAACAAAUGGCGAUUAUUCCAUACGCCAAUUACAUUAGAACCAGAAAAUGUUACACACGUGGUAAAAGCAGCAUGUGUACUACAUAAUUUUAUAAGGGUACGUGAUGGUGUACAUUUGGAAGAUGCAACAUCGUAUCAAUAUUUCCACGAUGUGGAGUUUCCAAAUGGUACACAGAGACUUGCAAGAACAGUCCGCGAUAACUUCGCAACAUACUUUAUGAGCCCUGAAGGUGAACUUCCAUGGCAAAUGUCAAAAAUUUAA